AUGGCUCUCUUCUUUUCUUCUAAAAACAACCCAGCAUUUCUCAUUCUCUUCUUUUUAUCAUCUCUUCUCUUUCUCACUACCCAACAAUGCAACCAUCAUCACUUCUCUGCUUUACUCCACCUCAAGAACGGUUUUCUCUUCACUGAUUAUUACACCCCCUCCCUCUCUACUCUCCCCUCUUGGAAUUCAAACAAUACCGAUUGCUGCUCUUGGGAACGCAUCACGUGCGAUGGACCCACUGGUCACGUGAUCAGCCUCGACCUCAGUGAGCUCCAUAUCUCUGGCCGGAUUGAUUUUGAAAGCCUCUUUCGUCUUCGGAGCCUGCAGAAGCUCAACCUCGCUUACAAUGAUUUUGAUGGCUCUCCAAUCCCAUCUGGGUUUGACCAGCUCACCAGUUUGACCCGUCUCAACCUCUCUCACUUAUCCUUUUACGGCCAAAUCCCACUGGAAAUCUCCCGCUUGACCACUUUGGUUUCUCUCGAUCUUUCUCGCAAUCAAUAUUGGAAUGGUUCUGGAUUUUAUUUCCUGAAACUCGAAAACCCAAGCAUUGGAGCAGUCGUCCAAAACCUGUCCAAUCUGAGUGAACUCUAUCUGGACUGGGUAGACAUCUUACUGCAGGGCCAGACCUUAGAUUUGCCACUCCCUACUCUCCGCAAGUUGAGCUUACGAUCUUGUCUUCCUUCCGGCUCCAACUAUUCUUCCCUUUCACAGCUCCGUUCCAUCUAUUCUUCCCUUUCACAGCUCCAUUUCUUAUCUGAACUCGAUCUCAGUCGAAACAAUCUCUCCUCUGCAGUGCCCAAUUUCAUAGGCAACUUAUCCUCCUUGACAUCCCUGCUCCUUACAGAGUGUGGAUUGCAUGGAAAAUUCCCUGACAGUGUUUUCCAGCUGCCAAAUCUACAAAUCAUCGACACAUCAGACAAUCCACUUGUAGCUAUCAAUUUGCCGGAGUUCCCUCAAAACAAUACUCUACAGCGAUUGAUCCUUUCAUACACUGGAUUAUCAGGAAAGUUACCAGAUUCUCUCGGUAAUCUCAAAUUCUUGACUGAAUUAGACCUCAGCAAUUGCAACUUGUCAGGAUCAUUACCAUCCUCACUUUUGAACCUUACCAAACUGCAAUCUCUGCAUCUUUCAUUCAAUAAAUUGAGCGGCCCAAUUCCUUCUUCAUAUGGAAACGAGCUUCUGAAUCUCAAAGUGAUCAGCUUAGGGAAUAAUUUGCUUAAUGGGACCAUUCCAUCAUCAUUGCUUUCACUCCCAUCCUUACAAAUGUUGGUUCUCAGAGGUAACCAACUUAGCGGUCAACUUGGGGAGUUUCACAAUGCCUCUUCUUCACAGCUGGAGUACAUCGAUUUGGGUCACAAUAAUUUCAGUGGUGUUGUGGAGCUAGGCUUAUUUCAAAACCUCAAAAACCUUCACUAUCUGGACCUUUCAGAUAACAACUGGUCAGUCCAAUAUGGCAGUGGUAAUUCCACAUUUGUUUCCAUCCCCCAGUUUGAAUCUUUGUUGUUACGUUCUUGCAACAUCAGCACAUUUCCAAAUUUCUUGAGAAAUCAAGAGGGGUUGAGGGAAUUGGACCUUUCCUAUAAUAAAAUUAGUGGUGAAAUACCCAAAUGGAUAUGGGAGGUUGGCAAUGGGUCUUUAUCCUAUUUAAAUCUUUCUCACAAUGUUCUGCAGGGAAUAGUACCAUCUCCCCAUCUUUUGUUGAUCAGUCACUUGAGUGAUCUGGACAUUAGCUCCAACAAGCUAGAAGGCUCACUUCCUAUCCCACCACCUUCCACCUAUUUCUUUUCAGUUUCAAACAAUAGCCUUGGUGGUGAAAUCCCUGGAUUAGUUUGCAAUGCAACAUCCCUAACAGUCCUUGAUUUAUCUCACAAUCACUUCAUUGGUCAGAUUCCACCAUGUUUGGGUGAGAUUGGUGAUGCCCUGUCUAUGUUGAAUCUUCAAAGAAAUGCUUUCAAUGGCACCUUACUUCAAACAUUUAAAGAGGGAUGCAACAUACAAACGCUUGAUCUCAGUGGGAAUCAAUUGGAGGGCCAAAUACCAAGGUCUUUGGCCAACUGCAAAAUGUUGGAGGUAUUAAACCUUGGAAACAAUCAAAUAAAUGACACCUUUCCAUCAUGGAUAGAAGCUUUGCCCCUUUUACGCGUUCUUGUCUUAAAAUCCAACAAAUUUCAUGGCACCAUUAUACUUUCACAAACAAAUCAAAGCUUCCCAAUGUUGCAGAUCAUUGACCUCUCUUCUAAUAGUUUCAUGGGUGCUUUGCCAUCAAAUAUGUUUGAGAAUUGGAAGGCAAUGAUAGAUGAGGAUAAAUCUCAAUCUUUCCUUCAUAGAACCCUACCUGGACCAAUGAAAAUGAUAUACUAUAAAGACACGGUGACAGUAAUGAUCAAAGGACUAGAUAGGGAACUCAUCAAGAUCCUAUCCACCUUCACAACAGUUGAUCUCUCAAACAACUAUUUUCAAGGGGAUAUUCCAAAAUCUAUAGGGAUUCUCAAGUCGCUACAUCUACUCAAUAUGUCGCACAACAGUUUCACAGGCCAAAUUCCAACAUCACUUGAGAAUCUAACGAUGCUGGAGUCAUUGGAUCUCUCACAAAACAAUAUCUCAGGAGAGAUACCUUGGCAAUUGACGAAGAUAACAUUCCUCUCGGUAUUAAACCUUUCACAGAACCACCUUGUGGGAAGCAUACCACAAAGUAAACAGUUUUUUACAUUCACAAAUGAAUCAUUUCAAGAAAAUCCAGGAUUGUGUGGACCUCCACUAUCAAAGAAAUGCAAAGAUGCCGAGGGUGCACCAUCGUCCGCUCCAUCAACACUGCAAUCUGAAAGGAAAUAUGAUUGGGAACUAAUGUGGAUAGGAUUUGGAGUUGGAUAUGGAGCAGGUGUGGGGAUGUUUUUCUGGACUCUAGCACUUUCGAGGAAGGGAAGGAGAGAAUUUUAUAUAUUUGUUGAUGGAAUGCUUGCUUUGAUUUUUCCUUCCAUGGUGUUUUCUAAAUAG
Messenger RNA from Magnolia sinica, 2994 nucleotides. RefSeq names its product receptor-like protein 33. The record is from RefSeq and is a predicted model, not a curated record. Gene Ontology annotation, molecular function: protein binding. The transcript is spliced from 2 exons. Bases 1 to 2994 code for a protein of 997 amino acids. Lineage: Eukaryota; Viridiplantae; Streptophyta; Magnoliopsida; Magnoliales; Magnoliaceae.